Molecule: messenger RNA, 2158 nt
Organism: Hippoglossus stenolepis (Pacific halibut)
Lineage: Eukaryota; Metazoa; Chordata; Actinopteri; Pleuronectiformes; Pleuronectidae
Product: dTDP-D-glucose 4,6-dehydratase
Exons: 12
Coding region: 163-1188 (341 amino acids)
Biological process (GO): nucleotide-sugar metabolic process
Molecular function (GO): dTDP-glucose 4,6-dehydratase activity
Source: RefSeq, a predicted model, not a curated record
CGUAAAGGAGAACCGUAGCUGUCGCAAAACGACGCGUCGUCAGUGCGGAAGCAAACAGAGGAUCAGUGUGAGCUGUCAGGCAGAGAAGAGGAGGAAGAGGAGGAGGAAGAGGAGGAGGGGACAGUGAAGAUGAAGUUAUUAUAACUGUGUGUGUAUGAAAAGAUGGACUUUAACACUGUCCUGGUGACUGGAGGCUCCGGAUUCAUCGGCUCCCAUCUUGUGUGUUCACUGGUCGACAGACACCCUGACUGGAGAAUUAUUAACCUGGAUAAUUUGGAUUACUGCUGCAGCCCCAGGAGUCUGGAGAGCAUUGAAGACAGAGCAAACUACACCUUUUUCAGAGGAGAUGUGUGUAACUCGCGGUUGGUCGACCACAUUUUCAACACAGAGAACAUCGAUGUGGUUUUCCACCUGGCGGCCAAAACACAUGUCGAGUCGUCGUUUGAAUCUCCUUCCACUUUCCAGCGGGUGAACGUCGACGGCACCAGAGUUUUACUUGCAGCUGCACAUCAGGCCAGACACCGGCCUCAGCGCUUCAUCUACGUCAGCACCGAUGAGGUGUACGGAGCUGGGCUGGACGAGGUGUUUGAUGAGAGCAGCCCGGUGAGGCCGUCCAACCCGUACUCUGCCACGAAAGCAGCCGCAGAGUUCCUGGUCAGAUCCUACUGGGAUGAAUACAAGUUUCCAAUCAUCAUCACCAGGAGCAACAACAUCUACGGGCCCCGGCAGUUCACUGAGAAGGUCAUUCCGAGGUUUCUCACCCUGUUGCGAAUGAACAAGAAAUGCACCAUCCAGGGAACGCUCCCUAAAUCUCGCCAUUUCCUGUUCAUCGACGACGCCGUCAGUGCCUUCCUGCUGGUCCUGGAGAAAGGGAUUGUGGGCGAAAUCUACAACAUGGGGUCAAGCUGCGAGAUUCCCAUCAUGCAACUGGCCAGGCAGCUUAUAAGGAUGGUGAAGAAUGUUCCGGACUCGGAGGUGAACGAUUGGCUCGACUUUGUGCCUGACAGGCCGCAGGUCGACCUCCGCUACCCAAUCACGUGCGAGAAGCUGCAGCAGCUGGGCUGGAGGGCCGAGGUGUCCUGGGCUGAGGGCAUCAGACAAACUGUAAAAUGGUACCAGGAGCACCCAGACUUCUGGUCAGAUGCCGGCGAGGACUUGAGACAAAUCCGGGGCGACCCCGCGCUUUGACGAAUCGAAGACUGAACUGAGUCACCAGGCAGCGAUGUUAUUUUUUUUUUAUUUCACAUAUUUGUGUGGCACAAAUUGUGUUAUGGCUGAUUUACAGCUCAAAUAACAACUGGUGCUUCAUUAGCCUCAGUAUUAUGUCUGAAUGACCGUUGGACCAACCGAGGUGCAGCCUCUUUUUAACCAAAGCUUCUACUGGAAAUGGAUGCACUUUAUCUCGAUAUUAAUUACAGAUUCAGCUGAUGUUGUCUAGCAGACCUGUUCUGCUCAACUUUGGCUUGUUCACUUUUUAUUCACAUAGUUUAGAUGUUUGAAAAAAAGCUCUGAAUGUACAUAGAAACCUGAAAGCUCCUCAUUGUGCUCUUGAAGAUCUCGGAAUUUGAUCGCCGUUUCUCGACAGCAUUGUUUGUUUUGGUGUUUCCCUGAGGGCGAAUACACAAACUGGUCAAACUGGGCUGAAAAACCAAAUGAAGAACCACGUCAUCUCUCGCUGUCACAUCUCAAACUGCAGCUUCACAUUUGUGUCAGACCCUGGAUUUAUUUUGGAACCGUUGAUGGACUUUCAGGAGCUUGUACAAACAUGUACUUGUAUCUUUCACACAUUUUUCUUUCAAUCCUCUGUGUACAUUUCAAUUCAGCAGGUAGCUUGAUAAUCCAGUGACCAAAUAUUGUAGUGCGGCGCAGAACAGGGAAGACAUUAGGUCAUUUGUGUUUAACCAAUGCUGCCAUUUUGCACAUUUGGAGCGAGAGUCUGUGCAGGAGCGAUCGUGGUGUGGCGACAACUUAACAUUUCAAACUUUAACAGUAUUUUGUCUAAAGAUAUUUUUGUUAUAACAGCAGCCUCAUAAUAAGGUUGAGAAGUGAACCACAGCUAAUUUAAAGUCCUUUAUCUCAGUCAGGUGUUUUGCGCUUGACAUUUUUUCAUAUGAUGCUGAAGAAUAUUUUUAAGCAGAAAUAAACUUGAUAUUUUAUA